This is a messenger RNA of Drosophila serrata, 1220 nucleotides long. Its product is annotated as mitochondrial inner membrane subdomain organizer. The record is from RefSeq and is a predicted model, not a curated record. NCBI's taxonomy places the organism in Eukaryota, Metazoa, Arthropoda, Insecta, Diptera, Drosophilidae.
UGUUGCAAAGCGUUGGCGAGCCAAGUGCAGUGAGAUCACAAACACUCGAAAGCACACACUAGUUGUCCCGCUUGCACUUGCGGCGUCGCUGCCGGCCCGAGGAAAUGUCAAAGUCUCUUCAGUAGCAAAACAGAAACGUCGCCAAGAAACAGCAAAAUCGGCGACAAAAUUAGGCAUUUAGCACGGCCGCACAUAUAGAUUGGGCCAGCGUAACGACAUAACGAGUGUGUUUUGGCGCAAGCUACUUAAUGGAGGCUGCCAAGGGAUAUGUGUGGGCCAAGUACCAGGGCUUAUGUAACUACCUGGAGCGGGACACCGUCGGCAGCGAGCUGGCCAUCUACGGCACCUCGGCCCUGAUGCUGGCGGUGGCCUAUGCGAAGCGCAAGCCCGCCUACCUAGUGCGCCAGUUUAAGCAGCCCUCGCACAUCCCGGAGCGACUGAUAAACGAGCGCGUGAUGCACACGGGCCGCAUCGCCGGCGUCCAGCAGCGCGACCAGGACACCCUGCUGAUGAUCCAACACAAGCCGCUGAUUCCACUCUUCACCAGCCGCAAGCGUCUGCUGCCCGUGAAGCUGCCGGGAGUGCGGGUGAAUGCCAACGGGUACUCCUGGCUGCAGCAGUGCCUCCUCGGACGGGAGGCCACCUUCCUGCCACUGAAGAGCGGACGUGAUGGGCAGGAUUUCGUCGUCUGUCAGCUAUGCCUGGUGCAUCCACCCAAGGGAAACCGCCUGGUGGACGUGUCCGAGACCCUGCUCAAGCUGCGGUUCGCCCGCUUCGCCCAGGACGCUGCUGCCGGUGUGAAGCGGAACGGCAAGUACUACCAGCACCUGCGCAAGGUGGAGCGGACCACCGCCGAGAAGGAGGCGUGGCUGUCGUGGGCCGCCAGCCACCCGUACAUCUGGCGGCGCUACUACGAGCUGAAGCAGCGCCUGCUGCCCAAGGAGAAGCUGCUGCCCGAGCUGGUGCGCUGAUCGGCAGGGAUCGGCCGCUUCCCUACACCUCCCCUAAUAGAUUAGUUCCAGGGCCAGUUGCAGCCCAACGAAACGAACGACAAUCGAUACCCCGGCGGUACGUGAGAUCGUGUGCUAAUUUCCACACUCAAUGAAACCUUAACGCCAGCAUUUUUUCAUCGUUAAUAUAAACAAAAUGUUUUUGCCACGGAUGACAUCAGUGCGUGUGCCUGUGUGUGUGUGUGCGUGCGUGUGUGCUUGUUGCCCAAA